UCCCAGGAACCUCCGUCUCUCUCGCGUACGCCUCUGGUCUCCUGCGAUCGUGCAGUCUUCAUGGCGACCUUGGCAGCAGAUCGAUAGGUCUCACGGUUUGAUUCGAUUGCCUCAAUUUUCGCCCGACGACACUCCUCUUCAAUCCGUCCGUGCCCUUCUCCUUCUGGCCUUCUCCACGACCCUGAUGCGGCUGCUGCUCCGCCCGGCGGGACGGCGCCCCACUCCGAUCGGCAACCGGCGGCCGGCGGCCGUCCAGUCUCUUCUCCACCGGCCACUCGGCCAGCACCCUGCCUCCCACGCCCAGCAAUGGGGAAGCAACAGAAAAUGCAAUCGUUUUUUAAAAGAAAACGAGAUGAAGAAGUUGAAGAACAUACAGCAGCUCCUAAUGAUCUGGCAUUGGUGGUGUUUGUAAAUCAAACACAAGGUGAAGAUGGACAACAAAAUCAGAUGCAAGAUGAAGAAGCGAUGCAAGAUGAAGAAGAGCAAGAAAAUCCUAGUAGUCAAGAAGAAGAAGAGCAACAAGCAACCGGACAAGUGAUAUUUCGCGGAAUUGAUUUUCUGGAGAGAGAUCCCGCAUUGCGUCCACAAAUCUGGCAAUACCCUCCGAACCAGAGAGAUGAUGUGCGGAGAGCAUACUUGAGGUUGGGUCCUAUGCAGCCUAAACUCAAGAAAUAUAAAGCUACCGGAAUACAAGGGCAAAAAAGGCGUUUUCAGUACAGCUAUUUCAGUCAUUUCCCAUCAUGGCUAGAGUAUUCAGAGAGUAGUGGCUGUGCAUAUUGUCUGUUUUGCUUCAUUUUCAGCAAAAAUAUAAAGAAGAGAGGUGGCUUUGAUGUCUUCACAACACAAGGUUUUGAUAGGUGGAAGAAAGUUCAUGAUGGAAAGAAGUGUGCAUUUUUAACUCACAUGGGAUCAAAUCCUUGCUCACAACACAACAAUGCAGUGAGAGAUUGCCAAGCUUUAUUGAAUCAACCAAAUCAUUUAGCAAAUAUUUUAGAGGUGAAGAGCAAAGAGGGGAAACAAAAGGACCGUUUAAGACUGAAAACGACGAUUGCUUGUGUUAAGUGGCUCACAUUUCAGUCUUGUGCUUUAAGAGGCCAUGAUGAGAGACCGGAGUCAAGAAAUAGAGGAAACUUUCUUGAAAUGCAGAAACUUCUUGCAGAAUUUUGUCCUGAUAUUGCAGCUGUAAUCGAUGGGAAUGCUCCACAAGUUUGCAAGUACAAUUCUCAUGAAAUACAAAAUGAGAUCUUGGGAAUUUAUGCUAUGAAAGUCAGGGAGCAUAUUAGAGCAGAAAUUGGAGACUCCAAGUACUCUAUUCUUGUGGAUGAAACAUGUGACGUCUCCAAAAGAGAGCAGAUGGCACUAGUUUUCAGGUUUGUUGAUAAAGAUGGUUAUUCACAGGAAAGGUUCUUUCAUGUCAUACAUGUGGCCAACACAAAAUCACAUACACUAAAAAGGGAGUUGUCUUCAGUACUAUCCAAGCAUGGAUUUGAUGUACAGAAUAUGCGAGGCCAAGGGUACGACGGGGCCAGCAAUAUGAAGGGGGAGUUGAAUGGGUUGCAGGCUCUUUUUAUUAAAGAUUGCCCCUAUGCAUAUUAUGUUCAUUGCUAUGCGCAUCGAUUACAACUUGCCCUUGUUGGUGCAGCAAAGGAUGUGGUUCCUGUCACUCAGUUUUUCCAGAAGCUUCUCUUUAUUAUAAACACAGUUGACUCCUCUUCAAAGCGACAUGACGAGUUGCAUGAUGCCCAAGUGGAUGAGAUUGCACGUUUGCUAGCUAUUGAUCAGAUUGAGACAGGUCAAGGAGCUAAUCAGAUUCGCUCAUUGAAGCGACCAGGAGAGACUAGAUGGGGUUCCCAUUUAGGUUCUGUUUCUAGUCUUAUGCACUUGUUUAAUCCAGUCAAACUUGUUUUAGAAAAACUAGCUGCAGAUUCAACGGCAGGAGCAAACCGGGCUGAUGGAGACACCGCUUUCACCUACUUAACCUCCUUUGAGUUUGUAUUUAUCCUAUACAUGAUGAGAGAAAUACUGGAAACCAGUGAAGAUCUUGGAAAGGCUUUACAGAAGAAAACACAAGACAUAGUAAAUGCAGUUCGUCUAGUUCAUUCCACAAAAGUUCUUCUAGAAGAUAUGAGAUCAGAUGAAGGAUGGGAAGUUUUUAUUCUGAAGGUUAUUGAGUUCUGUGCGGAGCAUGACAUGGAUAUUCCAGACAUGGAGGCAACAUACAUUUUGCGUGGUGGGCGUGCCCGUCGUCAACCUGAUCAUUUUACUACUGAAAGGUAUUUCCGAGUCGAGAUAUAUCGAGCAACAAUUGACAGCCAACUCACUGAAUUGAAUCUCAGGUUCAAUGAGAAAGUGAUGGAUCUUUUAUCCAUUAGUGUCACACUCAUACCUAGACAUGGAUUUACAUCUUUCAGUGCUAAAGAAUUAUGUAAAAUGGUGGAGAAAUAUUAUCCCGCUGACUUUACACAACAAGAGAGGUAUGGUUUAGAGCUUCAAUUGAACCGAUUUGUUGUGGAUGCUAAAAACAGUGAAGAAUUGAGGAAGCCUGCAACCAUUACAUCUUUAUGUCGAUGCCUUGUUGAGACGGGACGGGAUAGAAUCUAUAAUUGGCUUGACCGGUUGCUUCGAUUGCUUGUUACUCUCCCGGUUUCUACAGCAAGCGCUGAGCGCGCUUUCUCUAGCUUGAAGAUUAUCAAAUCAAGGCUGCGCAACCGAAUGGAAGACGAUUUUCUUGCAGAUAGCAUGCUGCUACAAAUAGAACGGGAAAUUGCUUCAAAAAUUCCAUAUGAAGAUAUAAUUGCUGAUUUCAAAGCCAAGAAGAACCGAAGAGCAUUUCUCUAGCUAGUUGUCUUUCGGUCAGUAUAUGUGUCCUUUUGGUUAGUAUAUGCAGCCAUGUUUAGUUGUCUUUUGCUCAGUAUACACGGUCUUUACUUUUGGAUCAUCAAAAAUUCUUGCCACAAUGUCCAGGUUAUAUUCUAAAUAGUCAUGUCUGUAGUAUUUGUGUGAACAAAAUACUCAUAUAGUCAUAUAUAUCAUCAUGCCAUUGCCAUCUGAUAAUAUGUUACUUAUGAUC
This is a messenger RNA of Lolium perenne, 3070 nucleotides long. RefSeq lists its product as uncharacterized. Lineage: Eukaryota; Viridiplantae; Streptophyta; Magnoliopsida; Poales; Poaceae. Gene Ontology annotation, molecular function: protein dimerization activity. The record is from RefSeq and is a predicted model, not a curated record.